ACUAUACUACAGCUAAAAUUUAGGAACGACAGGAGAAUGUCCACCAGACCUUAAUCUGUUGUUCUUUAAUAUUAUUUGUCAGCACUGUCUUUUAUUUAUUGAUCACAGAGUAGGAGAAAGAAAUUAUGAGUGAACUUACGCCAGAAGAGAUCCGUAGACGUCGUUUAGCUCGACUAGCUAGCGGAGGAGCUGUAGGAAAAUUGGCAAAUAAUUCAUCACCUUCUCCAGCAGUACCAUUAUCACAGACUCAAGGUCAUGGGGAGGUGCAAGAUGGUGUGGCAGCACAGAUGGGAGCCUGUGGCACCUCCUCUACACAAGCUUCUUCUAGCCGCCUCAACACAGAAGCAAAUUAUUUGCAUGUAGGUGGCAGUGUUGGUGCCUGUGCUGACAUUCCAGUGAGUUCAGAAUCUCAAAAAAGUGUUGACAUGGAAACUGACUGUGAUAAAGGCCAGUCCCAGAUGGAUGUGGACUCGGGUAUAGAGACAAUGGAGGUGGAAGAGUAUGAUGCAAGACCAGACAAACGCAAGAGGGAUCCAAGUUUCAGUUCUGAAGCAUCAGAUGAACAAAUAAAGACAGCCCUAUGCCGCAUUUUUCUUGUCAGCUGGCAGAAAGAAAGGGAGGAUAUUAUGUAUGUUCCAGAACUUGCUGAGGCAGCAGAGCAGACAGAAGGAGGCUACCAUGACUUGAUCAACCAGAUGGUCAUGGAGGUGACUCUAGGAAUCCUUGACGGACGGUUCAAUCCCAGUGCUGCUUUGAAACCAGUGGUAGUCACGUGCAGCAGUAGUCCACACAGUGUAAGUGCAAUCAGUGAAGCUGCCCCAAAACGGGAGUUUUCUGAAAAAUUCCGACCACAACCCUGUGAGGAGCUAGACGUUCUUAAUUAUUUAUUUGACUGCUAUGAACGCAUUUCAAUAGAGGAGCGAACAGCACCUAAGCGUUCUAGUAUACCACCUAUGAGUGAUGCUUUAGCAGAGGCAAGAAGCCAGUGUGUGUUAAGCACUGCCCUUGUAUUGAGAGGAGCAUUUAGUCAAGACAAAACUUGCAGUGAUGUAUCAUUACUGCUUCCAUUUCUUCUCUCACACAAUCUGCCACGAGUGUUUCUUCCUGAGCUUGUACAGAAACUGAAGAAUGACAAGACAGCAUUCGCAGAGGUUUUUGGGCCAGUUCUCCAGGGUUUGAAUCAUAUGAUAGCUUCCUUAUCCCUGGACAGUGAUACAUUUCGAGAACCUCUGUCUGUCCUGGUGGAGCUGUGUGAAAUAAAGAGUGAUGCCAGAAACUGUCGACCAAUAUGUAGCUUGAUGGUGCAACAAAAGAACUGGAUCCCUGAGGCAAUGAGUAAUGCAUCAGGGAUGGAGAUGGAAAAGCUGUCAUUGCUUGGACCUUUUCUUGGCCUCUCUGUGUUCGCUGAAGAUAAUGUCAAAGUUGUGGAGAAAUAUUUCUCUGGUCACCAGUUAACAGCCGAUAACCUCAGGAUUGUCAACCAGUCCUUGCAGCACAGCCUGGAAUUUGUCAGGCAAGAGUGCUACAAGGUCAUCCACAGUUUGUUGGUGCACACAGACACAAGGGACACCACCCUUGACUUUUUGACACAAUUACUUGUGCGCAAUAUGAAGCGAGCACAGAUACAGGUGGAUGAACGAGUUGUUUCAGGAGACGGACUAAUGCUCAAUCUGAUGUCAAUUAUGGAACUGUUGUCCAUCAGGAUUCUUCUUGAUAAGGUUGAUCCUUAUUACCCAUUCCACCCCAAAGCUCGCAUCUCCAUCAGGUCGGAGGCCAGGUUCAGUUGCACCUCACAAGAGGCAGAGAUGUGGGUAGAGGGCAUUCGAAAGAGAGGAGACCACAAAUGGCAGGAGCCAAAUUUCUCCACAGACUGCUUUUACCUCACUCUUCACUGCCAUCACCUAUCUAUUAUACCUAUCAUGAGAAAAUACCAGCGCCGUCUGCGAGCCAUCCGUGAUCUAAACCGCAUGAUUGAUGAAAUGGAGGGAAACCACCCACAAUGGAAAUCUCAAGUGCAGAGGCUGCAAAAGAGUAAACUUUGUGCUGAUGCUGGAGUGCUGGAUCAAACCAUGCUGGUGCGAGUUCUGAGGUUCUACACACAGGCAUCACAGUUCUUACUUCGGGCUGCAGAUCCUAAAAUGCAGGGGGCUGAACUACCAUUGCCACCUGAUGUUCCCAUGGAGUUUGCUGCACUCCCAGAAUUUUAUCUUGAAGAUAUUGCUGAUUAUCUUCUCUUCGUUCUUCAAUUUAGUCCCGAAGUUCUGGUGGCAGACCCUGGCAUGGGUGAUGUCCUUCAGUUACUGAUUGUUAUGAUCUGCUCCCAGAACUACAUCCGCAACCCUUACCUUGUGGCCAAACUGGUGGAGGUUAUCUUUGUCAUGCAGCCUGUUGUGCAGCCUAAAGCUGGGAAAAUCAACCAGGCCUUUCUGAUGCACGAGCUAGCCCUGACCUUUCUAACCCCUUCACUAAUGCAGUUUUAUGUUGAUGUAGAGAGUACAGGAGCCAGCAGCGAAUUCUAUGACAAGUUUACAAUUCGCUAUCACCUGGCAAUCAUUUUCAAAUCCAUGUGGGCCAUCCGUGCCCACAAGACCAAGUUCAUUCAGGAGGCAAGGUUAAUGGGAAAACAGUUUGUGCGCUUUAUCAACAUGCUUAUGAAUGAUACCACCUUCCUCCUGGAUGAGAGCUUGGAUAGCCUUAAGAGAAUACAUGAGACACAAGAGCUGAUGGACAAUCAGGCACAGUGGAACACUCUCACUCGUGAUCAACAGCAGCAAAAGAUUCGACAACUCUCUAUGGAUGAGCGGCAGUGCCGAUCAUACCUUACUUUGGCCACAGAAACAGUGGAGAUGUUCCAUUAUUUGACAGAGGAGAUCAAAGAUCCUUUCCUGGAAGAAUCUCUGGUGGAGAGACUGGCAGCCAUGCUGGACUUCAACCUUCAGCAGCUGUGUGGCCGCAAGUGCAAGGACCUGAAAGUCAAGAAUCCUAUCAAGUAUGGCUGGGAGCCUAAAAAACUUCUGAGCACCCUUGUAGACAUAUACCUUCACCUUGACAGUGAGACUUUUGCCUGUGCCAUAGCUCAGGAUGAGAGAUCUUUCAGCAAAGAGCUGUUUGAUGAUGCCAUCGCAUGCAUGACCAAAGCAAAUAUCAAGUCAGACACAAAGAUAAAAGAAUUCCAAGCCCUUCAGAUAAAAGUUCAGAAGAUUGUUGUACAGAGAGCUGGAAUGGAAGAAGACCUGGGUGAUAUACCUGAUGACUUCAAAGACCCUUUGAUGGACACACUGAUGAAGGACCCAGUGAAGUUGCCAUGUGGCACUGUUAUGGACAGAGCCAUCAUUAUGCGACAUCUGCUCAAUUCACAGACAGACCCCUUCAACAGACAACCCCUCACAGAAGACCAGCUCGUGUCAGACACAGAACUAAAGCAGAAGAUCGAGGCAUGGAAGAAGGAAAGAGGGCGAAAAAAAUAAUGGAAGAACUUCCACAUCUGAGGAGGAUUCUGCUUACAUGUGUGUGUAUGGAUGUGCAUGUGUACAUGGGUGGAUGCAUUCCUAAAGGUUUGGUUGUACCUGGCUCAAGGUGAUGCAAACAUGGAUCUCAAAACCAAGAUGCACAAGGUCUCAGUUUCCUUUGCAUGACCUGCGGAUGAUGAGGUCUUGAAAUUUUUAAUUGCUUCCUUUUCCUUAACUUGAUGCCAGCAGCUUAUGCUUUUCAUGCUACUAGGAUAUUCUGUUCAAGUAGCUUUUAGACUGAGUCCUUCCAUACCUCAUACCCACCGCUCCACACCUCCUCCUACCCCUACCACAAGAAAAGAAUCGAAUUAUAUGAACUAAUGCAUUUGAUGUUUGAGCCUUUGGGCGGACUGUGUACGUUCCUGUGAUUUGUAUCAUAAUUUUCAGAGAACAAUAGACUGACAAAUGUGGCAUUUGCAAAUAAAGGAUGACGGUCAGUUGUUAUCUGGGCACUUUCAGAGAUCACUUUGUUUUCCAGCAUGAUAAAAAAGCAAAAAGUAAAUAUAAGCAUAGAGCUAGGGAAAAACUGAAAUAGAUUGAGAAAUUUUGUGUCAGGAUGACUUUGCACAAUUGUUCUAGUGCAACAGAUCUGUUGCUUUACUGCCAUUGUCCCCUUUUUCACAAGCACUCAAUUUUAUUAACGGUGUAAUAGAUCGAAUGAAUCCAGGUAUGCACAUAUAAUGUGAAGAGAUGUAUGCCUGUCUGCGCUUCCAGGUGUGUGCAGGUUGUAACACUUGCAGCACAUGACAUUCUGUGGUACAUCUAGUGCACAGGGUUUUUCACAUUUGCUUGUGCAGGGUUUGGUGUUUAAUCUUAGACCUACUUGUAUAGGCAUUAGUCUCAGUAGAUCAUCAAGUGUGGUUUUUUUUUGGUUUUUUUUUUUGUCUGGAUGAGAAUGUGCAUGACUAGAAAUUAUGUAUAUCUACUGUUUAUGGUAUAAAGGAAAAGGGGUUUCAGGGAGGACUUGUCACAGUUUUGCUAGAGUUGUGAUGGCACAAAUUGUAAGGAAUUUGUGGUUCUUUAUCUGGAAAUCAUCUCUUGCUCUCAUUAUACCUUACCUCUUCUCCUUUAUCACCAUCUACUUGUGCUUGCAUGUAAACUUGGGCUAUGUGCCAUAGAAACAGGCUUGUAUUAUCUUUGUUGAUAUGGGGAGUUCUUUGCAUUAUUGGUGACAGAUGCAUAUGCGUUCAGCUUCAUUAACUCUAAAUUGUGUGCGUACAUGCAUGCACACAUAUACAAAUAAACAUGAUUCAUUUUUACAUUUCUUGAUACCAUUGAUUUUAUGUCAUGGGCAUCAAAUUGUUGGCAGACAUCUUCUGACAAAACACUAAAUGGGCUGCUCAGUCUGCUUGCAUUAUUACACUUUUUUUUUUUUUUUUUGGUGAGGGUGGGGUGUUAAAAUUACUGCUGGAGCCAGCAUAUGACUAAGUGGCAGUGUAACUGAUGUCUAAGACCAUAGACAGGAAUAAAUACUGCUCGGUUUAAUGUGGUGCAGUGUACUUCCCUGAGCUAAAUCAGCUGUUGAAUGGGUACCUGACCAGUCCGAGGGCUUGUGAAGGUUAGACAGCAGGCUGUGAAGCCCUGAAAGCACACAAAAAUGUUGGCCCAGAGAAAAGUGUGGUUUCCAACACCCCACUUUUCAAUAAUUGAAAGGUUAAGGAACUUGUUUUGAAAUCGUGGAAAUAUUUGUUUCUCUGUGGUAAAAUGAUUUGAUUAUUAGGUUUGAAACUAACCACACCAUGUUAAGAACUAGGACCUUGUUUGGCAAAAUUUUUGAACUAUUUAGGUGGAUUUUAAUUCUUUUCUUAAAUAAAGGUCUUCUUUGUAUCAUA
This is a messenger RNA of Pomacea canaliculata, 5341 nucleotides long. RefSeq names its product ubiquitin conjugation factor E4 B-like. Bases 126 to 3467 code for a protein of 1113 amino acids. NCBI's taxonomy places the organism in Eukaryota, Metazoa, Mollusca, Gastropoda, Architaenioglossa, Ampullariidae. Gene Ontology annotation, molecular function: ubiquitin-ubiquitin ligase activity. Gene Ontology annotation, cellular component: nucleus; cytoplasm; ubiquitin ligase complex. Gene Ontology annotation, biological process: protein polyubiquitination. The transcript is spliced from 26 exons. The record is from RefSeq and is a predicted model, not a curated record.